Molecule: messenger RNA, 309 nt
Organism: Ustilago hordei
Lineage: Eukaryota; Fungi; Basidiomycota; Ustilaginomycetes; Ustilaginales; Ustilaginaceae
Exons: 3
Coding region: 1-309 (102 amino acids)
Source: RefSeq, a predicted model, not a curated record
AUGCCCGUCAUUCAUAUUGUUCUCGUCAAGCUCAAGCAGGCCGUGCUCUCCAACGGCUUUGAAGAACUCAAGCAGAAAUGCGAAACCCUCGAGGAUCUGCCCAUUGCCAAAUCAAAGGCUCUCCGGAUCAAAUGGGGGCCUCCUGCCUAUCCUGGCCGCAACGAGGGCUACAACUGGGGUCUCUACUCAGUCUUUGCCUCUCGAGAAGAUUACGAGGCAUAUCGUGACGACGAAGAGCACCGAAACUUCGCAAAGACGGUCCUUCUUCCCAACACCGACAGUCUGCUUGCCUACGACUUUGAUAUCUAG